ACAGGAGGAAAGGAAGGGGGAAGACCGGGUAGAGGGUCAAAAGACGCAGGUGAGAGAGCGGAGAAGAACGCAGAAGUUUGGAACGUCAUGAGAAGAAAGAAGAUUCCGGGCUAGAAAGGGUGCGCAAGCCUGGAGGAGAAGGCGACUAGGUUCUGGUCGUGGGUAGAGAGGGGGAACGCAUUUAAAGGGGCUAAGGCCCCGAAUAGGACAGACAUUGAAGGAUCAGGGGUCCUGAAGAGAAAAGGCAUUUAGAGGUGCAGAUGCCCGAGACAGUCCAGACACUUGAGACCAGGCCGGCAUACAGAAGGCAUUUAAAGGGGUAGGUGCUCGGGAGAGCAGGGCAUUUUAAGGAGACGAGAGCCAAGCUUAGAAGACGUAUUCAAAAGGCCAUAGGCUGGGGUCUGAGAACACAUUUAUUGAAGAGGCAUGGAUAAAGGAGUCUCUUGUCAACACCGUUAGAGGAACGUGCACUCCUACUCUGCCCCAUUGUACUUUCUGACUUCUCCAGGUUCCUUCCACCCAGGACCCCCAGUUGCCAAGUUAUGGCCCCCAGUGCCCUGUAGACCUGGCGGGACCCUGGUGCUUGCGACCCCUAUUUCGGGGUCUGAGUGGCUACUUGAGGGCCUUGCAAAGGGGCAGAGACGGCAGAACCAUGGCAUCUAGGGCCUCUGAACCUCCCUCGGGGCGCAGCGUGACGGCGGGCAUCAUCAUUGUUGGAGAUGAGAUCCUCAAGGGAUACACUCAGGACACUAAUACCUACUUUCUGUGCCGGACGCUGCGCUCCCUGGGGGUUCAGGUACGCCGAGUCUCUGUUGUACCAGAUGAGGUAGCCACCAUCGCGGCUGAGGUCACCUCUUUCUCCAGCCGCUUCACCCAUGUCCUCACGGCAGGGGGCAUCGGCCCCACUCAUGAUGAUGUGACCUUUGAGGCAGUGGCACAGGCCUUUGGUGAUGAACUCAAGCCACACCCUGAGCUGGAAGCCGCUGUCAAAGCCCUAGGAGGGGAGGGCCGGGAGAAACUGUCUCUGUUGCCCUCCUCUGCUCGCUUGCAUUAUGGCACAGAUCCUCGCACUGGCUGCCCCUUCAGGUUCCCUCUGGUCUCUGUCCGAAACGUCUACCUCUUCCCAGGCAUUCCAGAGCUGCUGCAACGGGUGCUGGAAGGACUGAAGGAACUGUUCCAAAACACAGCUGUUCAGUUCCACCUGCGGGAACUGUAUGUGGCUGCCGACGAGGCCUCUAUCGCCCCCAUUCUGGCUGAGGCCCAAGCCCACUUUGGGCACAGGCUUGGCCUGGGUUCCUACCCUGACUGGGGCAGCAACUACUAUCAGGUGAAGGUGACACUAGACUCAGAGGAAGAAGGGCCCCUGGAGGAAGGCCUGGCCUACCUGACUGCCCAUCUGCCCCAGGGGUCGCUGGUCCCCUACAUGCCCAAUGCUGUGGAGCAGGCCAGCAAAGCUGUAUAUGAAUUUAUGGAAUCAGGGUCUCCUCUGGGGCAAAAGGUGGCAGGUGCCCUGCAGACCAUUGAGACUGGACUGGCUCGGUACAGCCUCAGCCAGCUCUGUGUGGGCUUCAACGGGGGCAAGGACUGUACUGCCCUUCUGCACCUCUUUCAUGCUGCUGUGCAGAGGAAAUGCCCUGAUGCCCAAGAACAACUCCAGAUCCUGUAUAUCCGCAGCAUCUCCCCUUUCCCUGAGCUGGAGCAGUUUCUACAAGACACUAUCAGGAGGUAUAAUCUGCAGGUACUACAGGCAGAGGGCGACAUGAAGCAGGCCCUGGGCCAGCUGCAGGCACGGCACCCCCAGCUGGAGGCUGUCCUGAUGGGCACCCGUCGCACGGACCCCUACUCCCGCAGCCUUCAGCCCUUCAGCCCCACCGACCCAGGCUGGCCUUCGUUCAUGCGCAUCAACCCCCUGCUGGACUGGACCUACAGAGACAUCUGGGACUUCCUGCGUCAGCUGUUUGUCCCAUACUGUAUCCUAUAUGACCGAGGGUACACCUCACUGGGGAGCCGGGAGAACACAGUGCAGAACCCAGCCCUGAAGUGCCUGAGCCCAGGAGGACACACCACCUACCGUCCAGCCUACCUACUGGAGAAUGAGGAAGAGGAGCGGAACUCCCGCAAAUGACCUCCCACCUCUGCCCAUUCCAGGCAGGAGGGAAGGAGGCUCUCCUGAUGUUAAUCUGUCAAUAAACCCAAUAAACCGUGCCUCUGACUGUG
Messenger RNA from Choloepus didactylus (southern two-toed sloth), 2217 nucleotides. RefSeq names its product flavin adenine dinucleotide synthetase 1 (gene FLAD1). Gene Ontology annotation, molecular function: FMN adenylyltransferase activity. NCBI's taxonomy places the organism in Eukaryota, Metazoa, Chordata, Mammalia, Pilosa, Megalonychidae. The transcript has 7 exons. The record is from RefSeq and is a predicted model, not a curated record. Gene Ontology annotation, biological process: FAD biosynthetic process. Bases 653 to 2125 code for a protein of 490 amino acids.